Messenger RNA from Candidozyma auris, 1104 nucleotides. RefSeq names its product ketopantoate reductase family protein. NCBI's taxonomy places the organism in Eukaryota, Fungi, Ascomycota, Pichiomycetes, Serinales, Metschnikowiaceae. The coding region runs from base 1 to 1104 and encodes 367 amino acids. The record is from RefSeq and is a predicted model, not a curated record. The transcript has a single exon. Gene Ontology annotation, cellular component: cytoplasm. Gene Ontology annotation, biological process: pantothenate biosynthetic process. Gene Ontology annotation, molecular function: 2-dehydropantoate 2-reductase activity.
AUGGACUCCGAUAUCCUAAACACAAGCCGGUCCCCAGAGUUACAAUUUUCAAAAUACUUUCUGUUAUCUCUACUUCUUUUUCUGAAGAAAAUGCCCCUGAAGGUUGUGGUUGUUGGGUCCGGCGGCGUGGGCUCGAUGGCUGCCUACGCAUUGAGUUUGAAUGCUGAGACAACGGCAAUUGUGCGUUCUGACUAUAACCAGGUGUCGAAGCACGGCUUCAGCAUAGAGUCUGUGGAUUACGGAACAAUUGAGAGCUUCAUGCCCCAACACGUGGUUCCCUCAAUCGGGGAGGCCGCAAAACAGGGUCCCUACGAUUUCAUAGUGGUGACCACGAAAAACACUCCGGAUAUUAGUAAAGGUGAAGAGCUUAUCGAGCCCUUGGUGGGCGCGGAAUCCACCAUAGUGCUAGUUCAAAACGGCAUUGAUAUCGGGGCGCCCUACGUGGCCAAGUACCCACAGAACGUUGUUCUUAGUGGUGUCUCGAUGAUCUCAUCAACAAACUACGGGGGAAAAAUCACCCAUGUGGGUCACGAUGAACUCAUGGUGGGCUACUUCACCAACCCCAAUCUCCCGGUCGAGCCCCAAGAAUCAGCUGCGAAAUCCUUUGUAAGGUUGUACAAGAACGCCCACAACGAUUGCGUAUAUGACGAAAACGUGAAGUACACACGCUGGCGCAAACUCGUGUAUAACGCCACGUUGAACACUAUUUGCUCCUUGACGGGCGUAGACGUUGGAAGAUUGGAGCUCUUUGGCGGCAUGGACAUGGUGCGCACGGCCAUGAGAGAGGUGUUGGCCGCGGCCAAGUCUGACGGGGUCGAUUUACCGGAAAGUAUCAUGGAGUUCAUGAUCAGGUCGGACGACGGCAAUUACUACGCUCCGCUGAUGUUGGUGGAUAUUCGCAAGGGCAACUACAUCGAGCUUGAGGUGAUACUAGGAAACGCUGUGCGAAUCGCCGAGAGGAACGGGGUGGCCGUGCCGACGCUUUCCUUGGUGUACAAGUUGCUAGCAGUGGUACAGAAGAGCACCAUGGAGGCCAAGGGGGCGAUUGACGUGCCCAAGGAGAGGCCCGUUCCCAGCAAGAACGGAUCCACCAACGGUAUUUAG